AUGCUACGCAGUGGCGAGCCCUUCAUCCCAAGGUUAAGCGCCCUGGACCUCAGCACAUCCGGUGUGUCGCGUGACUGCUCGGUCCCGGCCUCGCGCGAAUGCUCCAUGCCCGGGUCGCCCAAUGUCUCGGCCCCCGGCACGCCGCUGUACUACUCCUCGGGCAAUGGGUCCAAGCUGCGUGGAGGCGAGGGGCCCUCCCGGCGUAGCCGCCGGUCCUCGCCCCUUGGGCGUCUGGCUCGGAGGGUGGGAGUCACCCUGCCGGAGCUGGGCCGGUAUCGGUCGCGGCGCUUGCGCACCGGCGUGCUCAUCCUCCUGCCUUUGGCGUUGGUCAUGGCCUCGCUGGUGCUGACCACGGUUUUCGUCUUCAGUGGCGAGGGCACUUCCGACCAGCGUGCCGGCACGUGGGCCGGGCGACUGAUGCUGGCUGCCGAGCGCCUGCCGUCGGGCAUGGCCGGCGCCAGGCACUCCGCCGACCAGCCGGUCGAUCCUCUGAGCCGUGGUAUCCGGUCGGCGCCGUCGCGCGCCGAAAAGUUGGCCCUCCUUGGGCAGCAUCUGAAUGGCGGGCCGCUGCUCUUCAUGGCGCGGAGCAUGUCCCCGGCGGAGUUGGCCCUGGCCGAGCAGAUCCUCGACGCCAUGAUCGUCCCGGUUCAGGCACCCGGCAAGGAGUCCCGGCUGCCGGAGGACUGGACCCGCGGGUCAUUCACUCCUGCCUCGUGUCACUCGCGCGAUGCGUCCGCGGCCCUGCAUGUCCUGCGGUCCAAGUUCCCCGAUGUGCCGGAUUACCUGACCGGCGGUGUGCGCGCCACCACCGGGUCCGCCGGGCGCCCGGCACACCAGGCCAUCUCGGCCGGCCCGGGCCAAACCCACGACCAGCCGUCCGAUGCCCAGCAUGGUGCCCUGCACGAGGAGGACUUCCAAUCGCUGGACGACCUGCCCGGGGGCUAUCUUCGCGGAGGCAUCGGCAACCUGGCAGCCGGAAAUGUCAUGUCGGAUCUGCUGGGGGCCGUGCGCGCCCAGCGCGACGAGCCGGAGCCCUCGUUUGAGCACGCCCGGAUGCAUGAGCGCCCGGAUGCAGCGGCGGCGGCGGCGGCGGCGGCCACUGCCAAUGCCGGCGCCCCGACAUCGGUCAUCGGGUCGCUGAUGUCGCGUCUCCUUGCCGGCGGUACUGGCGCCGAUGCGUCCGCUCUUCGGCCGGCGGCCGCCGACCAGGCCGCCGAGGGAGCCCAGCGAGCCAUCGAGCUGGCCACCGCCCUGGCGCGCAUGUGUGGCCCGGCAUAUUUGAGCACUCCGCUUCAGUCGCGCGGGGGCCCCGCCGCCGGCAGCAACACCCCGGGCCCGGGGUUCCGCAUCCAUGUGCUCAAUGUCCCAGCGCACUUGGGAUCGGACCUGCUCCGGCGCGCGGUCCUGACCAUGCACCUUGCCCGAAAUCACACCGGCCUGGUGGAUUUGCUGAAGGCCCGGCCGGAUCCUCGGCCGGAGGAUUUCGCCAAGCUCGGGAUCCCCGGGGCCCAAUUCUUCGGGCAGGAUCACCUCCACGACAGCGAGUGGGUUACCCUGCCGAUGUUGGCCUGGGACGAGGACCAGGCCCAGGUCCAGGCAGGCCUGGCACUGGAGCGCGGCCUGCGCCAGCAUCCCCUGCACACGGACGACUGGCGCCAGGCGUCGGUCUUCUUCGUGCCGCAUUAUUCCGGCGCCCUGACAUGGAUCCACCCGUCCCUCCUGCCGGAUUACGUGCGCGUGGACAAUGCCACCGAUUUCGACAACACGGACCGGGUGUACGCCCGGGCCCUGUCGGAUUUCCUGUCUCAGCAGCCCAGCGUCGCGCGCACCGGCGGACGGGAUCACUUUGUCUACCGGUUCGCCAUGUACCGGGCCCGGCUGAGCCCCAGUGCCUUGAGCUCCUUUGUGAAUCCGGUGUCGCUGGAAAUCGAAACCGUCGAGGAGAUGGCCGCCCACAACAAUCGCUGGACCGCCGCCGUGCGCCGGGUCAUUGUCCCCUUCGUCGAGCCGUCGCCCCGGCUGCAAGCCCGCAUCGACACCAUCCUCGCCGGCAAGUAUGACUGGGAGGCGGACGCCGAGCGCCGGCGAACCGGGCCCCUGGUCUACUUUGCCGGGACCUACACCGGCCGGAGCGGGCCCAUCCGCAAGAAGCUCUUCCAUGCGAUGCGGGACUUCGGCCCGCGGGCGCUCUUUGACCAGUUCGACAAUGCCGGCGGCGGUCGCCACAACCGUGGGAAGUAUGAGUGGCUGCAUGAGCGGAUGGAGAGUGCCACCUUCUGUCCCCAUCUUCCGGGCGAUUCAUCCUCCGCCCGGCGUCUGACGACCGCCAUGCUGGCCGGCUGCAUCCCGGUGGUCCUGUCCGACUUCGCGGCGCUGCCCUACGAAAGCCUCAUCGACUGGGACCAGCUGGUCAUCCGCAUCCCCAGCCGGGCGGUGUUCGACUAUCAGCGCCAUAUGAACCUCACGGACAAGGAGCUCUUCCCGGAGACCCCCGCUCCGACGGUGGCGGCCAAUGCCACGGCCGCCAUGGCCAAGAGCGCCGGCCCGGGCCAGGAGGAGGAGACCCGCCAGCGCCAGGCCCGGGACGCGGCCGACGGCGACGUGCACGCCGAGCUGGAUCGUCUUCUGGACUCCGGGCUCGGGGCCGGGGCCGCCGCCACCGGCGCGGACGCCGACAAGGCGGCCCAGGCCACCGCGCAGGCAGCCGCCCAUGCCUACAUCCCGGAUCCCUCCCUGCCCAAGAGCUGGAUCCACUGGCUGGAGUCCAUCCCCCAGUCGAAGAUCCGCGAGUACCAGCGCAACAUUGCGCGCGUGGCCCCGCGCAUGAUCUUCCCGCAAAUGCCCUUCAUGACCACGGCCGCCGCCGGCAAUGCCACCUCCGAGGAUGCGCAUGCGGCGGCUGCCCGGAUGACGCCCGUCCGCCGGGGUGACGCGGUGGAUUCCUUCGUGGAGGUGCUGGCCCUGCGGCACAUGGCCAUGAGCGACUACGACAGCUGGUACCGGUGGACCACCCCGGCGCAGCCGGCCCUGGCCAACAUCGGCAACGGUGUCUGGUGGGACGAGCGCACCGGCGAGUGGGAGGGCGAGGCGGUGCUGGCCCGGUGGAAUGCCGAUCGCAAGCCGGCGUCCAUCGCCGCGGCCGACGCCUCGCCGAAGAAGUAGGCUUGCACGGAGGCGGCCAAAAUGCAACGGGGACGCAACGAAGCCCGGGCCCCGAGUCUUGAGCAGGGGCCCUAGCCCCUGUGUGGGGCUUCGUGUGUGUGUGUGUGUGUCUACCAUGCAGUCCAGGUGUCUUCCUGCCAUCUCGUUGCAUCCUCCUGUGCAAAGGCCGAGGCCCUUCGCGCAGGAAGUCGCCGCUGCGCGUGCAUUCAAGAACAAAUUACCCCCCCUCCCCCCUCAUCGGCCGCUCAAGGAGCCACAGUUCCACGCCUUUCCGAUUGUCGGCCAGAAACAAAAAGGGGCGCUUGAAAUAAUUUCUCCCCCACUCCAAGCUUAGUAUAAAAUCCGUUUCCCGA
Messenger RNA from Fonticula alba, 3515 nucleotides. RefSeq lists its product as hypothetical. The record is from RefSeq and is a predicted model, not a curated record. Bases 1 to 3162 code for a protein of 1053 amino acids. Lineage: Eukaryota; Rotosphaerida; Fonticulaceae. Gene Ontology annotation, molecular function: glycosyltransferase activity. The transcript is spliced from 3 exons.